UGUGGAGGUUAUUCAUAUAUAUAUAUUAAGAUUAGUUCAUUUAUCUGGUUAAGAAAUUAUUAGUUUCUAAGAAAUAUAAGUAAUUGUUAUUGUUUGAAGCACUGCGACACACAAUCAGGGAUUAUUACUUAAACAAGUCUGUGUUUUAAAACAACUGGAAUCGAUUCACUUGUGUUGUUACUCUAUUCAUGUGAAUUUGAUAACAUUUAAUUACACUGCACUUCCUUUUGAAAAUAAUCUUACUGGUAUUCAUACAAGGAAUAUUAUUUUUGUGAUAUAUGUAAGCUGCGAAAAAGAGUGUUAUGAAACAAUACCUGCUAACAAAAAUUUAUAAUUUUAUUGAAACAGAAAAAGGAUAACAAGUUUUAUCAAAACAAAAUGUGAAUAUUCAAUAUACUGUGUUAUGAUUAUAUUUUAUCAUCAAUUCCAAUAAAGAAUUUUACAAAAUGAUUAAAUCACAGAGUAAAGGAAGAAUUCCUGUCUUAAAAAAUGGAGCAGAAGCAGAAAAACCAAAGUCUGAAGCAUCAGGAAAGUCUGAAUCGGCAAGACCCAAAUUAUUCAGGAGUAGAAGCAAAACGGAUAAAGCCAAAGAUGCAGAGAAGUCGAAAGUAAAACCUGAAAAAACAAAAACAACAAAGGAAGAUAAACAAAAACAAAAACUGGAAGAAAAAGAAAAGAAGAAAGUAAAGAAAGAAAAAGAGAAACCAGAAAAGGAAAAGAAGAAACUAUUCAAGUCUUCAGAAAGAACCCAGUCAAAGCUUUUACCGAAGACAAAAGUGACAUCACCAACCAAAGCAGCAGAAUCAAGAAAAGGUUCAGCAAUCCCAGAAUUGAAAAAAUCUCCUGAAGAGGAGGUGGAAAAGGUUGAAGAUGCGACUUUGAUGCCAGUUAGCUCUCCUAAAAAGACUACACCAAGUCCUGAACCUCAAUAUGAAGUAGUGGCCUCACCAAAGAAGAAGAGUGAUAACAGCUCUCCAAUCACAUAUCAACUCAAGGAAGUAAACUCUGAUCCAAAAGGGGAGACAACUCCUAGCAUCAGUGAAAGUUUGCAGACGUCGUCGGAAAGUAUUGACACCAGCUUAAAUGAUAGUGUCAUAAGUUACGAUUACAGUAAAUAUGAAAUAAACAUAUCAUAUGGUAGUGGGGAAGACAGUUCAAGGGCAGAUAAUUGUACGCCUACACCUUCUGCUUUGGGAGGGACUGAGCAAAGUAGCAGUAGUAGCAGUCAGCCACAGUAUUACGAAGACGUUCGACAAAUGUAUCAUUAUCAGUUGACAGAAGCAAUGAGUGAGGAAGAAAGGGAACAACCAUAUGAUCAAGUUGGGUUCAAAGAAUGCCCACGUUCACCAUCUGCCCGUUCAGAUCCUGGUGUCUUGGAAGACACUCCUGCUAAACCAAACAGAAUUCGUUAUGGACCCGGUAGAAGACAAGUUCCACGGAGACAUACCCUCGGAUCUCACUUACUCAGACAAGCUGGAGAUAUUGAGGACCCUGAGGAUAAACGAGCAGCAUUUAUGGAAUUACUUGCUCACAGAUAUCCAGCAUAUGCCGACAGGAUCUAUUGCGGCACACAGGGUGAACGGAUUUAUAGCGGAACACAAAGUGAAUUAUCAUAUCCUAUUAAGCAAUCCCGCCCACGUGAUCCUCGUCGACGCCAAACAACCAUCGUGACAUAUCAUCCUAACAGAUCACUGGAAUAUGACGACUCUGGCACAAUGUCCGAUCUGGAUGCUCCCACAAAUAGUUUUAGUCGGGGAGGAUUUCAGAGGUCGAGUUUACCAAUAGUCCGCACACCUUCUAGUACCCUAGAUAGAACGCUAGGUCUUGCCUUUCUAGUUUAUGGUACAGAAACGAAGAAAUGUUUACUGCCUAAUGAGAUUACUACACUAGAUACAGUUAGAGCUCUGUUUGUCCGAGCAUUUCCAGAAAAAUUAUCUUUCGAAUUUUUGGAGUCUCCACGACAAAAAAUUUAUAUCUUAGACCCGAAAACAAAUAUAUUUUUUCAACUAGAUGACCUAAGUGAUGUAAGAGAUAGAGCUGUAUUACGAAUACAUGAAUGUGACAGUGAUAAACCACAGAAAUUAAAAGAUCAACCCCGAGUCAGAGGUCGGGCAAUAUCAGCUCCACCAGAUCGUCAAGCUCAUAACUUAAGACCAACUGGUCACUAUGGCGAACCAGGACAAAGAAGGGACGAUUAUGCUAAAGUUCCUGCUCAGCCUUAUCAUACACUUAUGGUGGAUGGGGAUAAUAGAAGUCAGUGGGAAGUAGAGCGGAGGUCACGUUCUAGGUCAAGGACACCUGAUCCAGAACGACCAAAAUCAUUACCGAAUCGUUCCAGAUAUUCUCCUGACCGACAUCCAACGCCUGAAAGAGGCUUACUUGGCACUAUUCCUGAACAUCAUCUAAUUCAAAAUGGUCGUCCAGUUCAAAAUGGGGGACCCUAUGAAUCAGUUCAUUAUCAACGACCACAAUCGCAACCCACAUCUCCGACUAGACCAAGUCGGCCAUUCUCUCCUAACCCGACAAGUUAUGAGAAUCCAUACUAUGCCUAUCAUGUGCCGCCCUCUGGUGACUACUAUCAAACACAGAACGGAAAUGUGCAGACAUAUCCUGGAAAAAGUUCAAGAGCUCCAGCUAACAUCCCACCACAUAAACCAGUUCCACAACAGACUGAUCCACGUAAUGGUAAUAGACAUCCUUCCUCUAAUCGCCACUCUCUAGCCUUCGCUCCAAUGACAACAGCUCGACCUCAGCCAGAAGGUUAUUAUCAGCGACCUGCCAGAUCGCUACAGUCAGAGGAAGAUGAUGCAUUUUCACAACCAAGAACAGCUACACCAGUUCCAGAAUAUUACCAUUCCAAAAAAAGAAUAGAUAAAAUGGAGGAACAGUUAGCUAAUCUGGCAGCAUGGGUACAUAAAUCUGCUACCGACAGUCUUGGCAGACGUAGUACCAGUAGUAAUGCAUCUGAGAGUACUGAAACUCUUCCUAUAUCUUCUGCUAGCAAAAGCGUGAGAUUGAAAUUAAAUUACUCAGGUUUAUCAGGUAUUUCGGAUGGUAGUAGUAGCCAGAGAACUAUACAUACUAUCACAUGUUCUAAUGAAAUGAAAUUAAGUAUGGUGGCCAUUAGAGAAAAAACUUGUAAUUUACGACUAGAAUUACGAGGUUUACGUCGAGCUCAACAAGUCAAUUAUGAAGAUAUCUGUGAUGCCAUAAAUGAUACUUUAUAUAGAAUUAAGAAAGUGUUGUUGUCGACACCUGGAGCCUGUAGUCAGUUAAUACGUCAACAGCGUCAUGAGAUAGACACACUGCAUGCUUCUUAUAGAGCAGAUCAGAAAAAAUUUGAGAAAGACCUAAGUGAUUUAGAGGACAGUGUAGAAGAAUUAAGGAAUGAUGUUGUAUCAAGACAGUGUAGAAUACAAAUGUCGGAUAUUGAAGCCAUGGCUUUGUUACUUAGUAACAUAACAAAAUCUAUAGCUGAUUUAAAAGCUCGGUUUCCACGACUACAGGAAAGAAUGAAAUCAGUGAUGGCAGGGGAAAUGGAGGUGGUUGUUACAGAAGAAAAGUUUUUAAAAGAAGAACCAGAUCGAAUAGAUGGUUCUUUAAAGAGAUGUAAAAAACUAACAGGAACACUGUAUACUCUUAAAAGGUUAGCUUCUGUACAAGACCACCGCCCAUUGAAUGUUCCAUAUGUGGCCAGUAAAACGAGUGAUCCUAGCAAUGAAGACAAGUAUGGUGUGUUAGAAAAUAUACGAGCCAUAGUUCCUAAUCACACAACACGUUUAAAUAGUUUAGAGGAAGCUGAAAACUCCAGAGAGAGAAAGAAAAAAAUUAUUCAGCAGCAAGAAUCCUUAAAGUUUGGUAAAACAUUAGAACUUGCUACAAAAUCUUUGAAACCAACUGAAGACUAUUCCAAAGAUAAUAUAAAGCAGGAACCUUUGGUGGCAAGUUCCUCGAAUAAAAAUAUCAUUGCUGGCAAACCAAAUGUAGUUUAUUCUAAUCAAGUGACUUCAGGACCAGUUAAGAGUCUUCCAUCUCAUCCACAGCCACAGACCACAUUUGAACAAAAGCAGCCAGCUUCAACUGAAGUAACCAUGUCAGCAGCAGGAAAUGCACCUCCUGUAGUGACAUCUGUACCCACCAUGUCUGUACCAGUAUCGCCGACAACUGUUGCCUCUCAAGAUGUUGUGGAGAUCAACAACCAAAAACUUGCUGCUCGAGCUGCCUUCUUCAGUUCCAUGAGUUCUCCAGACUCUUCUAAUCAAACUUCUCCAGCUUCAUCUGAACCAUCGCCUACCAAAAACGCCACUGAAGUUGGUGUUUCUCCGCCGAGAACUACUAUGGAUUAUGUGGUGAAAUUUACUCCUGCUCAAAUUUCCAGUAUUAAGGCAGAUACUACAACAUCUGUCACAAGUUCCACAGGAACGUUACCAACAGCAAAACUCAGUGAUCAAGUGUCAAGCUACCGCCCUAAUAAUCUUACAACGAAAUCUCCAGUAUCUCCUGGAACAAAAGAUCCACUAUCCCCAACAACAAAACUAGGAUCCAAUAUCCCUAGACCAUCGGGAAAAACAUCCCCUUCCUCAGAUCCACAAAAUAUGAAACCAGAGAUGGAAGUAAAGAUAAAGAAGCAACCCCCUCCUCCUCCUCCUAGGAAGAGCAGCCGAUUGCCUCUGGGCUCCCAUAAUGUCAAUGGGACAGUUUCUCCGGUAAGAGCUUUCUCUCCAGAAAGUACCCCUGUGGAGGUUAAGCCUAGUAAUAUAGAUUCUACGCAUCCUGUAGUUUAUUCCUCAACACCAAAACCCAUUCCACCUAAGAAACCAGUCAGCAAAUACCAAAAGGACCUUAUGGCGGGAAUCUAUGCAAAUAUGAACCGCCCUGAUCUUCAGAGUCAGAAGAGUCCUCCUCAACAUGAGAAAUUACCAAGUGCUCCUGAAACCAAAACCAACAUUCUCUUAGAUCGUGAAGGGAGUAGCGAUAGUACCAGUUCAAGCACCAGUCUGGAUUCUCAGAUUGGUGGUGCAGUUCUUCGUAACAGAGAUAGCACUGGCAGUAAUGGAUCCUUAUCCAGGAAAUCAAAAAACAAACCCAACCCUCCGGAAAGACGUUCAAGUUUAUUGUCAAAUUCUCCUACACGGACAACAGACAAUAAAACACAGUUAUUACAAGAUCAGACUCUGUUGUUAAAUCAACUACAACAACAACAAACCUUGUUACUCCAACAACAUAACAACUUAGUUCGCUCGACAAAUAGUCCACCCGCUGUAUUACCUAAACCAACCAGUCCAGUCGCUUCACAAAAUGGAGAUAAAAAAUGAAGGGAUUAUAUAUCUUGGACGUAUACAGACCAUAAUGUGAAAUAAUGAAUUGCAUAUAUAUAUAGAAUACAGUAUGGAAAAAUUGACUGACAAAGGAAUGAGAAGGAUUAUUUUCCUAUCUAUAUGUGAUGUUGAUAGUUCUGUAUAGUCAUAGAAAUCAG
This is a messenger RNA of Patella vulgata (common limpet), 5476 nucleotides long. Its product is annotated as coiled-coil domain-containing protein CG32809. Gene Ontology annotation, molecular function: cytoskeletal regulatory protein binding. NCBI's taxonomy places the organism in Eukaryota, Metazoa, Mollusca, Gastropoda, Patellidae. Gene Ontology annotation, cellular component: cytoplasm. The transcript has 16 exons. The coding region runs from base 447 to 5315 and encodes 1622 amino acids. The record is from RefSeq and is a predicted model, not a curated record.